Molecule: messenger RNA, 2949 nt
Organism: Aaosphaeria arxii CBS 175.79
Lineage: Eukaryota; Fungi; Ascomycota; Dothideomycetes; Pleosporales
Product: WD40 repeat-like protein
Exons: 5
Coding region: 1-2949 (982 amino acids)
Molecular function (GO): protein binding
Source: RefSeq, a predicted model, not a curated record
AUGGCGGCGCAGGUUAUGCCCAGUAUACGGGUGACGACGGACACAGCAGCAGGAGCAGGUAGCAGGGACGCUGCGCGGUCGUUGGAAAGGCUGGAUACGGGGAAGAGUGCGAAGAGUGAGGGACUACAACAAUCGACGUCGAAUAGCGGGAAGCUUGCGGCCAAGCUACGAAGCCCCAUCUCCACGACCUCGUCAUCCUACUCCGCGACGAACCUGAGCAAUAACAAUGCGAGCCCCGAGCAACAGCAGCAGCUACAGCCGAAUGGCGGUGCAGGAGGCAGCAGUAAUUAUGGGGACGAUGAGUUGCAGACUCAAAAUACGAUGGAUCCGCUCUCGCAACAAAUCCUGCAACGUACGAAUACGUCUCUCACGGCGCAAAAGCUGCGCAUCCAGGCGGAUAACGCAGCAGCUGCUGCUGCCGCUGCUGCGUCGGGCCAAUCGCCCACCGCGUCUCCAAACGACGGCUCGAGACCCUCGGACUCGAAACACCCGCCAGAUUCGGCGAGGGACAGAGAUGGCGGAUCGAAGGAUAAGAACGAGAAGAAGAAGGGCGUAUCGUUCCUCAGUCGCUUCAUUGGCGUCAACAAGAGAAAAGGGACUGACGACGGCGUUGGCGAGGAUGCAUCUGAGAUCGGCGAGCCCAGGCAAGAAGGCAUGGACGCCCAGCUAUUCAGCCAUACGGUCGACAACGUGGGUUUCCGUCCCAAGCACCAGCAGCCUCCGACGUAUAUCAAGGUGAGGUCCAAGUUCAAGAAACAGAAAGAGUUCGACAGGCUGUUCCUCGCGCAAGAAUUGAGAGCAGGCGCGGACAAGAAAGCGCCGCCAGAGGCCGGAGCCAAUCCUGCACCGCAGUCUGGGGCCGCCGCGAAGAGCAAUCCGAUUUGGGCGGUGGAGUUCAGCAAGGAUGGGAAGUAUCUUGCCGCUGGCGGCCAGGAUCGAAUCGUCCGCGUGUGGGCCGUGAUUGCGACGGCGGAGGAAAGGAGGGCCCAUGAGAACGACGAGUCUGGUGGAUCUACGUCGGAUGCUUCCACGCAUCUGAGUACCCCGGUCUUCCAGCAGAAAACGUUCAGAGAAUAUCAGGGCCAUGCGGGUGCCAUUUUGGACCUGAGUUGGAGCAAGAACAAUUUCUUGUUAUCCUCCUCCAUGGACAAGACAGUACGACUGUGGCACACUUCACGGAACGAGAAUCUGUGUACCUUCAAACACGCCGAUUUCGUUCCCUCGGUCCAAUUCCAUCCCCGGGACGACAGGUUCUUUCUAGCCGGUUCGUUGGAUACCAAAUUGCGAUUAUGGAGCAUUCCCGACAAGAGUGUAGCAUUCUGGACGCAGUGCAAUGAUAUGGUCACCUCUGUGGCCUUUACUCCCGACGGAAAGACCUGCAUCGCCGGCACGCUCGGGGGCAUCUGUAUGUUCUACGAUACAGAGGGAUUGAAGUUCCAAGCGCAAAUGCAUGUUAAGUCGACACGAGGACAGAAUGCAAAAGGAAGCAAGAUCACCGGGAUACAAGCUCUGCAUUGGCCUCCCGGAAAGGAGAAGGGGGAGGUGAAGCUAUUGAUUUCGAGCAACGACUCACGUUUGCGACUCUACAAUCUUCGAGACAAGGCCUUGGAGAUGAAAUUCCGUGGCCACGAGAAUAACUGUAGUCAGAUUAAGGCACGCGUCGCGGAUGAUACAGGCCAUAUCAUUUGCGGCAGCGAGGAUCGCAAGGCGUACAUUUGGUCGACGAGUUUACCAGAGGGCGAGAAGAAGAAUCAGCGUCCGGUGGAGAUGUUCGAAGCACACAAUUCGAUCACUACAUGUGCUACGAUGGCGCCGCUGAAGACGAGGCAGCUCCUCAGCGCAUCCGAGGACCCUAUCUUCGACCUUUGCAACCCUCCACCCGUCACUCUUAUCUCCAAGACCACGUCGGUGUAUUCGUCCAAAGCGCCAACCGAAGUCGAUUCGGCGCAGCCACCAUUGUCUGCUCAGACUGACACGUUCAAACGAGCGGCCGAGAGCCCAGCCUACCUUGCACGAUCUGCUCAUUUAGAUGGUAAUAUCAUCGUCACAGCAGACUACACAGGUGCUCUGAAGGUAUUCCGGCAAGACUGUGCAUACCACAAGAGACUACGCUCCAUUGAGAACUGGGACAAUGCAUCUGUCUUCUCGAAGAAGGCGAAUUCGCUGCGACCAAGCAGCAUCCUAUCACACCGAACAGGUCGAUCACGAAGAGACAGCAUCACUACACAACCACCAAAUGACCGGAUCAUGUCGUGGCGGCAAGAUAUCUCUCACGGUAGUUUCGACGCCAUGUCCAUCGGUACCCCACGAAGAAGCCACCAUCGAAGCGUAUCACCACGUAAAUCCCACCGUAUGAGCAUCUCAUCGCAGACACGGCCUCACGAGUCACCAGCACUAGGGGCAUCAAAAGGAGACGGCUCUUCGGAGUCACCCAAAACAUCUGGAUCAAUCGAUCGCACAGCACACGCACCACCACCGCAAGUAAUCCUCAACGACAACGAACACGACAACGCCCUCCAAUCACCCACAACUCCCCUAUCCGCCACGGCCACGCACUUCGACCCCGUCAAACCCAUCGACCUCAACCGCCAAGAAACGCUCUCCAACCCGCUCCAGAUCUUCAAUGGCCAAUCCUGGGCCUUCUGGAACAACAACGGCAUGAUGCGCCAGCGAGCCGCCGCUGGAAAGCUCUCCCCCUCCGACGCCGCCGACCAGCGACCGGAACUUACGGCCCGAGCGAGCGUCGUCAGCCAGCUCAGCAGCGAGCUCAGCGCCGAGAACAGCGAGAACGAGGAAGGGCACGGCCGCGAGUUGCACUGCGAGCACUGCGGGAAUGUGGAGUUCAAGACGAAGCCAAUCAAGGGGUCGGGCGGGAACCUCGUCGUGGGUACGUUCUGCGCGAGGUGCGGGAUGAUUGUCGAGGGGUCUGAGAGAAAGUCGGGAAGAUGA